UAAUUAAAAAGCCUCAGAAAAAAACAAGAUGGCUGAAGUGUCAGAAACUCUCCAAUAUAAAGGAUUCAUGAAAGCUCACGGAGGAUGGGUAACUAGCCUUAAAGUUGGUAUCGAGAAAACCGAAACUGGUGCCGAAAGAGAAUUCCUCAUUUCCGGCUCAAGAGAUAAAACUAUCAUUGCAUGGGAAAUCACCCCUAAAGACUUCACUGAUGAUGACCUCGAAUGGGGAAAAGCUAGAAGAGUUUACAAAGCCCACUCUCACUUCGUUGAAGAUUUGAGCCUCUCCCAAGAUUCCAGAUACUGCCUCUCAGCCUCCUGGGAUAAGACUUUGAGAUUAUGGGACUUAGAGAGUGGAAAGAGCACGACCACCUUUGUUGAUCAUGAUAAGGAUAUUCUCACUUGUUCCUUCUCUGCCGAUAACAGACAGAUCGCUUCAGGAAGCAUGGAUAAGACCAUCAAAAUUUGGAAUACCGUUGGUCAAUGCAAAUAUACCGUCAAGGAAGACGCCCAUACCGAUUGGGUAAGCAGUGUUAGAUUCUCUCCUGAAACAAAGAACCCAGUUCUCGCCACUGCCUCUUGGGACGGUACCAUCAAGGUUUGGGACUCCAACACCAUGGCUUUGAAGAACACCUUCAAUGGACACACCAACGCUGUCUUGUCCUUGGACUUCGCCACUAGAUCUCACUAUCUCGCCUCUGGAGGAAAAGACGGAAACAUCAUGCUCUGGAACGUCAACGAAGGAUCAUUCCUAAAGCACAAGGAGCACAACGCUUCCAUCAACCAGGUUCUCUUCUCGCCAGUCAAAUACUGGAUUGUUGCUGCUACCGACAACGGAAUCCUCGUCUGGAACUUGCCAAAGGACAAGAUCAUUGCCAGACUCACUGUCCACGACGACGACGAUGAUGACAUUAAGGUCGAGUACGAAGAUGAAGAGCAAGAAGCUGAAGCCAAAGAAAAGAAGCUCAGAAAGAAGAUGGAUGUUGCCUGUACCUCAAUCGCUUGGAACAGAGAUGGUACUCUCCUCUUCGCCGGAUUCGCCGAUGAAACUAUCAGAGUUUAUGAAGUCGUUAAGUCAUAAGCAUUCUCCUAAGCCAUUCAU
Moneuplotes crassus is the source of this 1099-nucleotide messenger RNA. The record is from the annotation of a GenBank genome assembly. NCBI's taxonomy places the organism in Eukaryota, Ciliophora, Spirotrichea, Euplotida, Euplotidae.